AUGGGGUCCCCCCUUUGCUUUUUCAAAAAUGAGAUUUCAAACUCGAUUUUCUCGAAUAUGCUUUCGAAUGAUAUAGGUCUCAUAACGAAGUCCCAUACCCACAAACAACCUUCCCUAAAUUCCAAUUUUUCAAUUUCCUACUUUUUGGAAAGGUCAAAUCUGUCAUUUGCCACCAAUAAAGUAGGAUUACAAUGUAAAAAAGAUUUGCGGGAAAUUUCUAACCACCCUCUUCUUCUUCCAUACUCUCUCGUUCUCUUUUGUUUUUCGAAAAUUUUCCAUUUGAUUGAUUGA
This is a messenger RNA of Caenorhabditis briggsae, 291 nucleotides long. Lineage: Eukaryota; Metazoa; Nematoda; Chromadorea; Rhabditida; Rhabditidae. The record is from RefSeq and is a predicted model, not a curated record. The transcript has 3 exons. The coding region runs from base 1 to 291 and encodes 96 amino acids.